GCAAAGUUUUGCCAGUAUCUCUCUUAUGGUCCUUAAUUGACCACACCACCUCUCUCUCUCUCUCUCUCUCUCUCUCUCUCUCUCUCUCUCUCUCUCUCUCUCUCUCUCAUAUUGUUAUUUACAUGGCUUCAAAUGGACUGAAUGAACACCACUUUCAGGAAUAACUUCUUUAAUUCAAAGUGAUAAUUCCAGUACGAAGGGGAAAAUGGCCAACAUUAAACUAUGCAGCUUACUGUUGCUAUUCUUAAGUACCCUAGCAGCAGCGUAUGUUAUAAGAGUCUUGCAGGAUCUGGAAGUCAAUCAGAACUGCAUCGUCUAAGGGUCUUUCUUCCAUUAGGACCAACAAAAGCAUUACACUUGAAGGCUGCUAGUGAAAGAAUCAUGAGGAGGAACUCAAGGAGAUUGAUGAUAGGAUCCACGGCGCCAAUAUGUACUUACAAUGAAUGCAGAGGGUGCAAGUACAGGUGCAGAGCCGAGCAAGUGCCCGUAGAGGGAAAUGACCCAAUCAAUAGUGCAUACCACUACAGAUGUGUUUGUCAUAGGUAAUCUCUCAAAGCUAGCCAUAUAUUGAAAUCAAGUUUAAUGGCGGGUGCGGUUUCAUGUACGUACGUACACGGACAGUAUGUAAAUAGCUUCCAGUUUUUCUCUCUGCGUACUUAGGCUGAGGCGCUGAGCAUCGUUUUGUCAGCUCAUGGGUGAGUUCAGGGUUGUCAAAUGUACAUUAGCUGUUCUUGUGCGUUCUUUUGAGUUUUGGAUGAUAGCAGGAAGAAAAGAAAAAAUCAUGAAUUUGUCAAUUUCUUUAUUUCCAUGCCCUC
Carya illinoinensis is the source of this 815-nucleotide messenger RNA. Its product is annotated as EPIDERMAL PATTERNING FACTOR-like protein 9. Lineage: Eukaryota; Viridiplantae; Streptophyta; Magnoliopsida; Fagales; Juglandaceae. Bases 223 to 546 code for a protein of 107 amino acids. Gene Ontology annotation, biological process: positive regulation of stomatal complex development. The transcript has 3 exons. The record is from RefSeq and is a predicted model, not a curated record.